Molecule: messenger RNA, 1159 nt
Organism: Onychostoma macrolepis
Lineage: Eukaryota; Metazoa; Chordata; Actinopteri; Cypriniformes; Cyprinidae
Product: SLAM family member 6-like
Exons: 5
Coding region: 44-850 (268 amino acids)
Source: RefSeq, a predicted model, not a curated record
AAGAAAGAGAAGCAUUGCAGGAGUGUUUGGUGUUGACGGUGAAAUGAAGAGUUUGUCAGUGAUGGAGGGAGAUUCAGUCACUCUACACACUGAUACUGACACACAGGGAAAUGAUACAGUGAUACAGUGGAUGUUUGGAGCUGAAAACCCAGAUACUGUCAUUGCUGAAAUCUUUAGAGCGGCAAAUAUCAGUGAUGUUACUGAUGAGAGAUUCAGAGACAGAGUGAAGAUGGACAGUCAGACUGGAUCUCUCACCAUCACCAACAUCAGAACCACAGACUCUGGACUUUAUCAAGUAGAGAUCACCACAAAUAAAGAAGCAGAGAAAACAUUUAAUGUAGCUGUCUACGCUCUUCUUCCUGUUCCUGUCAUCAUCAGAAACACUUCGCAAUGCUCUUCAUCAUCUGAGAGUUCAUCAGUGUCUAAAUGUUCACUGCUGUGUUCAGUGCUGAAUGUGAGUCAUGUGACUCUCUCCUGGUUCAAAGGAAACAGUUUAAUCUCCAGCAUCAGUGCGUCUGAUCUCAGCAUCAGUCUCUCUCUAUCUCUGGAGGUGGAACAUCAGGAUAAAAACACCUACAGCUGUGUGUUAAACAACACCAUCAGCAACCUGACCACACAUCUGGACAUCAGUCAACUCUGUCAGCCGUGCGCAGAUUUUGUCUCUGUUCAGACUGUUAUUCUGGUGUUUGGUCUGAUCAGUGUUGUUCUGGUCUUUGGGAUGUUUGGCCUAUUAAAGGUUUUUGCUGAUGGAAGUAAGAAACGCCCACAACGACCUGAAGAUACAGACCUAAAGAGUCUCGAACAACCUGAAGACUCGACACAAACACUGAUACAUUAUGUGCAAGUGUGAUUAAUGUGAGUUAUUUAUUUCCAAAUAGUUUUGAGGCUCAUUUGAUGCAGCUGACAUAUUUCAGUACAUUGAUACUGGACAUUUGAUGGACAUUAACAUAUUGGGUAAAAGAUUUAUAUCCAGCAUAGGCCUAUUCAUGGUGUAAGAUAUAGUAAAUGAUAGUAAAUAAUUUACCAUAGUGUAGUAAAUGACUGGAAUUCAUAGUUUUACAUAUAUUUUAGAUUUAAUAUAGCUAAUAUAUUGAAAUGUGUCAUAUUAUGUUUAACUAUAGUGUUAGAUUUCCAAAAAUGUCUUCUGAUGGCCAGAUGU